GGGCUGCGCGGGCGCCGGGGCUGGCAGAGGCAGCGGCAGAAGCAGCAGAAGCAGCAGCAGCAGCAGCAGCAGCAUGAGUGCGGCCACCGGGGCUCAGGGCGCCACAACCACGUAAGGCGCUCGCCCGAGCUGCCUCCGCACCUGCCUCCGCAUCCCCGGCAGAAACUUCCCGCUCCCGCACGCUCCGGGCUUCUCCGGCGGGGCUCGGCAGCGACAGCCGCAUGCAUGACACUCCGAAAAGGAGAGAAAAUGACCAUAAGUAUCCAGGAGCACAUGGCCAUUGACGUCUGCCCCGGCCCCAUCAAGCCCAUCAAGCAGAUCUCCGACUACUUCCCCCGCUUCCCCCGCGGGCUCCCCGCCGCCGUCGGCCGCAGCGGCAGCGCCCUGCGCCCCGCCGUCAGCCAGCCCUCGGUCAGCCCCGCCGAGGCACCCCGGGAGGAUGAUGAGGACGUGGACCAGCUCUUUGGAGCCUACGGAACGACGCCCGCGGAGCAGYCGGCCAAGAGCCAAGCGCCCGAGGAGGUGGUGGACCCCGAGGGUUACGAGUCCGACGACUGCACCGCGCUGGGAACGCUGGAUUUCAGUUUGCUCUACGACCAGGAGAACAACGCCCUCCACUGCACCAUCAACAAAGCCAAGGGCCUGAAGCCAAUGGACCACAAUGGUUUGGCCGAUCCUUACGUCAAGCUGCACCUGCUCCCCGGAGCCAGCAAGGCCAACAAGCUGAGAACCAAAACGCUGCGCAACACCCUGAACCCCACCUGGAACGAGACCCUCACCUACUACGGCAUCACCGACGAGGACAUGAUCCGCAAGACGCUGCGGAUCUCGGUGUGCGACGAGGACAAAUUCCGCCACAACGAGUUCAUCGGCGAGACGCGCAUCCCGCUCAAGAAACUGAAGCCCAACCAGACCAAAAACUUCAACAUCUGCCUGGAGAAGCAGCUGCCGAUAGAUAAAACAGAGGACAAGUCGCUGGAGGAGCGCGGCAGGAUCCUGGUGUCGCUCAAGUACAGCUCGCAGAAGCAGGGGCUGCUGGUGGGCAUCGUGCGCUGCGCCCACCUGGCCGCCAUGGAUGCCAACGGCUACUCCGACCCCUACGUCAAAAUUUAUCUGAAACCCGAUGAGGACAAGAAAUCCAAGCACAAGACAGCGGUGAAGAAGAAAACGCUGAACCCCGAGUUCAACGAGGAGUUCUUCUAUGAGAUCAAGCACGGUGACCUGGCAAAGAAGACCUUGGAAGUCACCGUGUGGGACUACGACAUCGGGAAAUCCAACGAUUUCAUAGGCGGGGUCGUGCUGGGAAUUAACGCCAAAGGGGAGCGGCUCAAGCACUGGUUCGACUGCCUGAAGAACAAAGACAAGAAGAUCGAGCGCUGGCACACGCUGACCAACGAGCUGCCGGGCGCCGUGCUCAGCGACUGAACCCCUGGGAAUCUCUGGACUCCUCCCAGCGCUGGGYACGGGGGUCCCAGGACAGCCAGGAGAGCAGGACACCCCCGGCAGGGCCUGGCUGCAGAAAAGCCCAUCCCAGGGAUGAAGGCGGCGGUGGUUCGCUCCGCCCGGCCGCUCCCGAGGCUUUCCCAAAGCGCCCGGCCCCGCUCCGGCCCCGCUCUCAGCGUGCAUGUGCACACACUCACACACACGCCCAGGUGUGCACCCCUGCAUGCCCUGCAGCCCGGCUCCUCCCCYGAACCCCAAAAUCUCCUCGCUGCCUUGCAAAGUCAGUGGCAAACACGAGUGCGUCCGUCCGCGUGUCCGCUGUCGGCCAAAGGCGUCCCCAAAAACGCGCAGAACCCGGAGCCGUCUCCUCCAGGYGACCGUGCCAUAUCUCUGGUGGUUUGUCAGUCCCUGUGGUUUGGGCCUAAACUGGCUUUUUUCUGCAUUUAAAGCUCCCCUGUCAGAAUGAUUGUGUGUCCUUGGUGAACCCCAAAAGGGUUCGCUUUCCUCCCGGGAAUGUUGUGCUCAUCCUCUCCAGUAACUCAUGGGAAGUCGGCAGAGCUGUGCAGAACGUGGCUUUCCUCCUCCUGGGAUGGGGCAGGCAAAAUCUGAUAUUUUUUUGCCGUUUGGGAGGCAAAAUCUGAUUUUUUUUUUGCUGUUUGGGAGGUAAAAUCCAAAGUUCAGCAGAACAGCCUGGCUGUUCCCGCUUCCCAGGACCAGCAGCAUGUUUCACUCCUAAGGAAACCACACCACACAGCAGCACGGCUGUUUUUCCAGCAAAACCUGCUUCCAGCGUGAAUUUUUCUAUAUUUUUUUCCCUCAUUCAUCCUUUUCCAAUUUGUUCAUCAUAUGAUGAAUUUAUUAACAUUUUCGAUUCUUUCAUUAAAUUAUGAAGGUGCUGAGCCUYGGAGUUGUGUUUGUAGGGAUGCUCAGCUCCAGCAGGGCCGUCAUGUCAGUUCAUUUCUGCCUCCAGCAGCACCCAAACCGAACCAAUUUCUGUGUAUGGCACAGUAAUGGUAAUGUGACACAGAAAUAAUGAUUUCAUAGUAUCAUAAUAAUUUAAUAUCAUCAUGAUAAUUUAACAUCAUCAUGAUAAUCCCAGAUAUCAUCCUCUGUGAUCCACCUUGGCCAGUCUCCUCAUCCUCAUUCCAACCAGAUGCCCAGUGGGAUGARCUAAAACUUCCUCCAAAAUGCUGCRCCUUUCCCAAAUUUUUKGAAGCCUUUAAUUGAUGAUUUCUUAGGAAGAUCUGCUCUUUCCCCACAAGUCCCARUCACCCUCAGCUUCCAAGCCCUGUGCACGUGUUGCCAACUUUUAUUUUUCCUUGGGAAACAACAGAAUCUCUGGAAUCCUACGUUUACUUUUCCAAGUGUUUUCUUUGUUUGAUAUGGGGAGGGGGGAUAAAAAAAAACCCAACAAAACAACGUUCAUAGGGUUUUUUUAAUAACUUUAUAUUUGUAAUGCAUCCUGCAGACACACAUGGGGUUUAUUUGAAUGCUGGCAGCCUGUCAAGUCGGAUGUUCCCGGUAAUCCCUGCUGGUCCAGCACCUUAAAAACCUGGUCGGGGUCUGAGCUUCCAGGGAAGCUCCAGCAGYGCCAGGUUGGCUGUGCCUCCCUUUCCCAGCAAAAUUCCUUUCCAUCCAUCCUUUUUUCCAGCAUAUCUUGCUACGAAACUGGUUUGUGCCUGAGGUGGAGUAGCACAUGUGUGCGUGGGUUCCUUCACUUUGUACCCUGGUCUUUUCUAAGUGGACACUCCGUCCGUCCGUCCGUCCGUCCGUCCGUCCAGCUGCAUGCAGAGUCGGUGGUUGUCACGCCAGGCCUCGUGAAAUGUUUGAUACUGAUGUUUUGCUACCGUGUGAAGGCUGCAGAAACCGUCCUUACCUGCAUCCUGAGAGACUUUUGUAUUUCGGUAUUACCUAUCCGUGUCCUUUUGGUCAGAUUUGUUAAUAUUUAUAACGAGAACCGAUGAAUAAAAAGGUUGAAAAAUGAAAUAAUUGGAAAAAAAAAAGGUUC
Malurus melanocephalus (red-backed fairy wren) is the source of this 3451-nucleotide messenger RNA. It is a transcript of the gene DOC2B, whose product is annotated as double C2 domain beta. Gene Ontology annotation, cellular component: membrane. The coding region runs from base 226 to 1425 and encodes 399 amino acids. NCBI's taxonomy places the organism in Eukaryota, Metazoa, Chordata, Aves, Passeriformes, Maluridae. The record is from RefSeq and is a predicted model, not a curated record. The transcript is spliced from 9 exons.